Messenger RNA from Rhinocladiella mackenziei CBS 650.93, 2415 nucleotides. Its product is annotated as homoaconitase, mitochondrial. NCBI's taxonomy places the organism in Eukaryota, Fungi, Ascomycota, Eurotiomycetes, Chaetothyriales, Herpotrichiellaceae. The coding region runs from base 1 to 2415 and encodes 804 amino acids. The record is from RefSeq and is a predicted model, not a curated record. The transcript is spliced from 2 exons. Gene Ontology annotation, molecular function: 4 iron, 4 sulfur cluster binding; homoaconitate hydratase activity. Gene Ontology annotation, biological process: L-lysine biosynthetic process.
AUGUUCUCGCAGCGGAUUCCUAGUGCUGGCGCAAUUCGAGCCAGCAAUCUUUCCUUUCGUUGGCCAUGGCAUCAGAUUCGCAGCUUUCGCGGGACUGCACAACGGUCUCAAGAUGUUUUUCACGCACAACUCGAGGAUCCCCAAGCUGCUGCUAUUCUCUCAUCGUUGAAGACCUCCCCUAGAAUUCCCCAAACCCUCACGGAGAAGAUCGUUCAGCAAUAUGCCGUUGGGUUAGCAAAAGACAAAUAUGUGAAGUCAGGCGACUAUGUCACGAUAGCACCGCAUCACUGUAUGACGCAUGACAAUUCAUGGCCGGUCGCCUUGAAAUUCAUGUCAAUAGGCGCGUCCAAGUUGAAUGAUCCUAAGCAAAUCGUCAUGACACUUGACCACGAUGUGCAAAAUAAGUCGGAGAAGAACUUGACGAAAUACCGACAAAUUGAAGAGUUUGCAAAGAAACAAGGGGUGGACUUCUACCCAGCUGGGCGAGGCAUUGGGCAUCAAAUUAUGGUCGAAGAAGGUUAUGCGUGGCCUGGAACGUUGGUUGUUGCCAGCGACAGUCAUACCAAUAUGUAUGGUGGUAUCGGCUGCCUUGGGACCCCUGUAGUCAGGACGGACGCUGCCAGCAUCUGGGCUACUGGAAGGACUUGGUGGCAAAUCCCUCCAGUUGCCAAGGUUACGUUUACAGGCGUCCUACCCAAAGGUGUCACUGGGAAAGAUGUGAUCAUAGCUCUUUGUGGUUUGUUCGACAAGGACGACGUCCUCAAUCACGCAAUCGAAUUCACCGGUUCGGAAGAGACUCUUCGAAGCUUACCGAUUGAUGCUCGGCUCACAAUCGCAAACAUGACGACUGAAUGGGGCGCUCUUACGGGGCUGUUUCCUGUCGACGGAGUUCUCCAAGGCUGGCUUCGGGCAAAAGCUACAAUGUCGGCUCUGGACACGUCGGAACGCAGGGCAGGAAAUGAACGAUUUUCUCAUCCUAGACUGGAUCAACUAUUUGAAACUCCACUUGCAGCCGAUAAGGGGGUUCGAUAUGCAAAAUAUCUUCACCUCGACCUCAAUACCCUUUCGCCGUACGUUUCCGGACCAAACUCAGUCAAGGUGGCGACACCAUUGAACGUGCUGGAGGACCAGGGCAUCAAAGUAGACAAAGCUUACCUCGUUUCUUGCACAAAUUCACGUGCUUCUGAUCUUGCCGCCGCUGCUAAAGUUUUCAAGGACGAGGCAGAAAGGAACGGUGGUAAAGUCCCCAAGAUUGCCGGAGGCGUCAAGUUCUAUAUUGCGGCGGCAUCGCUGCCCGAACAACAGAUAGCUGAGGAUGCGGGUGAUUGGCAGACCCUCAUCGACGCUGGUGCCGUUACCCUUCCUGCAGGAUGCGGACCUUGUAUCGGAUUGGGAACCGGCCUGCUUGAACCCGGCGAAGUAGGAAUCAGCGCAACGAACAGGAACUUCAAAGGUCGCAUGGGGAGCACCGACGCAAAAGCAUACCUCGCCAGCCCCGAAGUUGUCGCUGCUAGUGCCCUCAGCGGCAAAAUUAGUGGUCCAGGUUGGUACGAAAAGCCCGAAGGAUGGUCUGGUGUCAUUCGGGGUGAAGGCGAUGGCAUCAAAGAAGAAGACCGAAUGAUCACUGCAGAUGAGGCAUUCCAGAAGAUUAUCGACCAGUUGGACAGCAUGAUUGAAUCAGCCGAAGAAACCUUUGGAGAGGGAAACGACUCGAGCGAGAGCGUGACAGGCCCGACUGAAGUUUACCCGGGAUUUCCUGAGCGAGUAGAAGGAGAGAUCGUUUUCUGUGAUGCCGACAACAUCAACACGGACGGGAUCUAUCCAGGAAAAUACACUUAUCAGGACAGUGUGUCUGUUGAAAAGAUGGCCGAGGUAUGUAUGGAGAACUAUGAUCCCAAGUUUUCCUCGAUCGUCAAACCUGGAGACAUCCUGGUCUCGGGCUUCAACUUUGGGUGCGGCAGUUCUCGAGAACAAGCGGCGACUGCCAUCCUGGCGAAGAAGAUCCCUCUGGUGGUUGCUGGCAGCUUCGGCAACAUUUUUUCGCGAAAUAGUAUUAACAAUGCCUUGAUGGGUCUCGAGGUACCUAAAUUGAUCCAACGACUGCGCGAGACUUUCUCGGAAUCCUCAAAAUCAACGACGGAAAAGCAAAUCACAGAGCCUGUUGGCCACAAAGAGAAUCAACAGAGCCUCGACGCACCUCUCUCUGCACCAACACAGCCACUUGAAAAGCAACUUUCUCGUCGGACUGGUUGGACUUUGGUUUGGGAUGUCAAGAAAUCUCAAAUCGAAGUUACAGAGGGCCUGAACGGGAAGAAAUGGACCGAAAAGGUAGGAGAGCUACCACCGAAUGUACAGGAAAUCAUUGCCAAAGGCGGUCUUGAAAAAUGGGUACAGAAAGAGAUUGCCGCAGCGUGA